AUGGGGGAUUCUUCUCUGAAUCGGCGGGAUACUUCACCCACGCCAUCCUCAACCCUCCAACGAGAUUCGUCGAAUUCGAGCAUACUCUCCAAAUUCCCCUUUUUAAGAACAUCCCCUGAAAAACGACACGAGCAAACGAGCCAUGCAAUCGACGACAACACCAAUGCUGUUGCUUCCCGCCCCGCUGCACGACCAUCUGCGAGCGUAAUACAGUACCAAAGAACAAGAAGACGGCGGGGAUCCCUCCGAAAAGCUGCGCUGCUUGGUCGAGGAGCGCAACGUGAGCGGAGGGAGAGCCGCCCCUUGGUCAUUGAUACUUCGCAUGCCGCACAAUAUGUGCUCGACCCGACAGCUUCUCAGACAGAAAGCCCGUCGUCAAUAGAAUCAUUGGAUUUGAACGCUACAUCGGAGGGUUCACAGCGCACGCUGGUCAAUGGGUUUGCACCUCUCCCUGGAGGGCUCGGUUUAGCACCCGUACAUCCCCAGACGGGAACGGCACUGAAAACUACGGCUCGUCCAACAGCCGCUACAGAUCAAGAUGGGGCAUCUUACACUUCUACGGAUGAAGAGGACAUGCUUCAAAUACCGAGGAGUUCGUCGACGCUACGACAGGGCUUGUCAAUGUCAUCAGGACCAGACUCGUACUUCAAUAGUCUGGGUUCGACAUCAUCACACCAACGAAGACGGCUCACAAACCGAGCAAAAUCACCGUUGUCGUUCAGCGGGCUCCCUUCCAAUACGUUGCCAGCUCAUGAAGAUUGGGACUACGCAGAGACAGAAUGGUGGGGUUGGGUUGUGCUAUGCGUAACGUGGUUCGUGUUUGUUGUUGGGAUGGGAUCCUGUCUCGAUCUCUGGAGCUGGGCAUGGGAUGUGGGCAAGACGCCAUAUGCACCGCCAGAGUUUGAAGACGAUGACACUCUACCAAUUGUGGGAUACUACCCUGCGUUGAUCAUUCUCACGGGCGUUAUGGCGUGGGUAUGGGUUGUUGUAGCUUGGGUUGGUAUGAAGUAUUUUCGGCACGCCAAAAUUAGUGGCGACUAA
Fusarium sp. VM40 is the source of this 1041-nucleotide messenger RNA. NCBI's taxonomy places the organism in Eukaryota, Fungi, Ascomycota, Sordariomycetes, Hypocreales, Nectriaceae. The record is from the annotation of a GenBank genome assembly.